CACGGAGUAUUAGAGUACAUGUAGUCCUCCAUUUAUGACCCAAAUUGAGACAUUAAUUUCCACUGCUAAAGAAGGUGGUUGUUGAGUGAGUCAUGCCCAAUUUUACAAACUUUUUUGCCACAGUUUUUGCCACAGUGAAUCACUGCAGUUGUUAAGUGAAUAAUGUGGUUGUUAAGCAAAUCUGGCUUCUCCUAUUAACUUUGCUUAUCAGAAGCCAGCUGAGAAGGUCACAAAUGGCGACUACAAGAGCCUGGGAUGCUGCAGUUAUUAUUAAUACUUGCCUAUUGUUGAGCCUCCGUAUUUUGAUCACAUGACUCUGAGGAUACCACAAUAGUCAUAAUUGUGAGAACUGAUUGUAAGUCACUUUUCUCGGUGCUGUUGUAACUUUGGUGGCUAAACAAAUGUUUGUAAAUUGAGGACUAUCUGUAUACCAAGUUAACAAAAGAAAUUAUCGAUCAAGAUUGGAAAAUAAGUGUUAAAACAAGGAUGUGCCAUAAGUUUGGUCUGAGGACGUACCCAGUAAUUGUGCACCAUAUUGAAGGCCAAACUUUAGAAGUUGAACGCAAAGCCUAAGGAAUGUAACUCUGUAAAUAUUUUAAUAGAUUCAAAAGAUAGACACAAGACUCAGGGAUCUAUUUUUUCCUUCAAAAUCCAAGAGGGGUUAAAUGUUUUUGAUCCCAGUCAUUCUGGAGGUUAACUUCAAAACAGAGUCUGAUAAUCACUUUGCUCCAGUUCAGGUGUAACAGGAAGCUAAGGUUAAUUGAAGACUUCCUGAUUUAUUAUGGAGCGCUGAAGAAAGAAAGCUUAGUUUUGGCACAAGUCUUAUAUUAAGAAUAAAUGUUAACAUAUCAUCUGUUCCAUGAACUGCAAGAAGCUAAUUUCUACAGUCAAACAUCUAGGUCGAUGAUAUGGAAAGAAUAGUAACUACAAAGCCCCACCAAAUUUUGCAACUCAAAUUCAAGAUUUUUGUUGUGCUUCAUCAUUCUGAUAGGGGGGAAAUCUGUUACACAUCUAAGCUAGGAUUGUUAGCUUAGUCAAAUUACCAGCAUUCUUCAUUCCAAAGCCUAAAAUUAGUAGAAUUUUUCAUUAAUAGGAAUUAUCAUUCAUCUAAGCAUUAUUCUGUACUUCUUGGGAUCAGAGUUCAAAUAAAUUUUUUUGAGCAUUUGAAAGAAAAUUAUAGAUUGUCACGUUGCCAGGGAAGAGUGUUAGCUUAGAGCUCUGAGAUGCUAUUUUAAUUACACGGGUUCCUGCAUAACUGCCUAAGAGAUAUUUUAACUGUUUUAACUAUUUUCUAACUCAGUAAUACAUUGAGGAAAUAUUGCCAGUAAAUUCAGAACGAAGAUUUGCAUAGCUGUGUGUGAAAACGGAGAAGUAAUAAACAGGCAAAAUAGCUGGUCUUAUUUCUUUUCAUAAAACCCUUAAGGCACAAAGGAAUUGUCGCAAACAUUGCCAUGAAACCCAAUCUGAAACAAUGGAAACAAGUAAUGCUGUUUGGAAUAUUUGCCUGGGGCCUCCUAUUCCUAUUUAUCUUCAUCUAUUUCACAGAUAGCAACACCACAGAUGCAGUUCCUAGUUCCUUUUCAUAUGUUGAGACUAAAAGACUCUUGCCUAUUCAAGGCAAACAGAGGGUUAUCAUGGGAGCAAUUCAUGACCCACCCUUCUCCGAAACAGUCAAUGAGAUGCUCUUCAACAAAGAUGUCUUAGAUUCAUUCAAGUCAGAGACUGGGAAUAUUAAAAAGUGGACUGGCUUAGAUAAUAGUUUUGAAAGUGAAGAAUUUUUUCCUUCUCAGUUAAGAAGAAAAUCCAAAAGCAAUUUUCAUCAGAGGAACAGUGAUUAUUUAUUUGCUGCUGGUCAGCUUCAGUUAUCAAAUAAUGUUCAGCGAAUAGUGAAAUUAAACUCUGCACAGGGGGAGGUUCAGAAGAGGAAUAUUUUACAGAACAGUUGGUUCCCUCAAAAGAAGAUAAAGAAAAGAGACCUAAAUCACAGAAGAAGAGAAAUGGUUGAAGAGUCCCAUGAAUGGAAUGAAAUUUAUUCCACAAUGUCAAAAUCGUUCCUGUUCAGGCUUUGGAGGGGAGAUGUCUCUUCUAAGAUGCUGAAUCCUCGCCUUCAGAAAGCAAUGAAAGAUUACUUGAAUGCCAACAAGCAUGGGGUGAAGUUCAGAGGGAAGCAAAACUCCCAACUGACUUCAGAACAACUCUUCUGUGAGCUCAAGGCACGGGUAAAGAUCAGAACCAUUGAUGGUGAGGAAGCUCCCUUUUCAGUUCUUGGUUGGAAAAAACACGUCCCUCAAACUUCACUGAAUAAAUUAUAUCCUCGUGGAUUUGGAAGCUGUGCUGUUGUUAUGUCUGCUGGUGCCAUACUGAACUCUUCUCUCGGGCAUGAAAUAGAUUCUCAUGAUGCAGUUCUGCGAUUCAAUUCUGCUCCAACAAAAGGUUAUGAAAAAGAUGUUGGAAAUAAAACUACAAUGCGCAUCAUUAACUCCCAGAUUGUUACUAAUCCUAAUUAUCAUUUCGUCGGUAACUCCUUGUAUAAAGAUGUUAUUUUAGUGGCUUGGGAUCCUGCUCCUUAUUCUUCAAAUUUGGAUAAGUGGUAUAAGAAUCCAGACUACAACUUGUUUACUCCAUACGUACAGCAUCGCAGUAAGAAUCCAAACCAGCCAUUCUACAUUCUUCAUCCAAAAUUUAUAUGGCAGCUCUGGGAUAUUAUUCAGGAGAACACUAAAGAAAAAAUACAACCCAACCCUCCUUCGUCAGGUUUCAUUGGGAUUUUCAUCAUGAUGUCCAUGUGCAGUGAAGUCCACGUGUACGAAUAUAUUCCAUCCAUUCGACAAACUGAUCUUUGCCAUUACCAUGAACAUUACCAUGAUGCAGCUUGUACCUUGGGGGCUUAUCACCCUCUGCUUUAUGAGAAACUGCUGGUGCAGAGGAUGAACACAGGACUCAAGGAGGAUUUAUAUCGGAAAGGGAAAGUGGUUUUGCCAGGAUUUCGGUCAGCAAGAUGCCGACGACGAUUCUGGUUCCCAUAAGAAUGAUACCUUUCUCAAACAAUGUGCAAUAAGGUGCUAUAGUCAUACUGAUAAAUAGCAGAAAUACUUGAAAAAUGGAUCCUAGACUAACCAGUCUUAAGUCUACAGUGUGUAGUUAAGUAGCAGGCAUGACAGAAAUUCUUGUUUCUAGGGCCUCUUAUUUUUUCUUUGCAAGGUUUUUUUUAAAGAUGUAGCUUUUUGAGAAAUGCAAAAUAUAGUGAAAAUAAACUUGAGUAUUUAUAUGUGGUCUGCCAGAAAACGUUUCUACUUACAUGUGUCAUAUUAAAGCCUUUUAGAGGGAGCAUUUUAUUAGUUUAGCGUAAUCCAAUAAAACAGUUCUUAGAACAAAAAUAAAAAUGGAAUGAUAGCAAAAAGUUCUAGCCUAGGAUUUCUAUCCUUUCCCUCUUCUAAAUUUUUUAAAAAAGAACAAUAAAAAGAACAAAAACUGGAUGUGUAUUUAAUACAAUGAGCCAUAUUCUUUUCAUUCUUUAUUUCGUCUAGUGCUAGAACAUGGCAUCCCAGUCUUACAAGUAUUUUGUGCUAGUCUAUUUUAAAAUGCAUUAAGACUGUAUUUGAUUAAAUAUAUAGAUUUAUAAAUAGAUAGGAAAGAGUAAUGAGAGAAACUACCUAUUAUUUCAAAAAACAGUUUAUUAUUUUGAGCUGAUGCAUUAGCCAAAAAACCCUCUAAAAAUCUGCAGGGGGAAAAAAUAUCCUGCAGAGUGGAAAAGAACAUGGUUUAUAUGCAGGAGAUUUCAAGUUAAAUUCCAGCAUCUCUAGCUAAGGCUGGGGGAAAAAAGUCUAACCAUUGCCAAUAAAUAUUGGAUUAGGUCAGGGGUGUCAAACUCCUGGCCCAUGGGUUGGAUACAUCACACACUGGCCACACUCACCCCCCUUUAGCAAAAGGGGGAAAAGUCGCGAUAUGUCAUGUGACGACGUGACACUGUGAGUUUGAAACCCUUGGAUUAGAUGGAUCAGUGAUCUAUGAAACAGAUUGUUUGCUUAAAGCAACUUAUACUGAUUGAGGAAUAUUAAAGUGCUGCUUUUGCCUUUGACAAUUUGUCCAGGUUCCGAGCAGGGAAAAUAGAUAUAGAAACUGAUACUGAUAUAGAUCAUUGAAAAAUGUUUAUUAGAACAAACUACAUCUAAUCAAUCAUCCAUUUUUAUUCCAAAAAAAGACAAGUUGAUGCCUCAGGGAAGUUCAGAUGUAGAGCUUAAAGCUUAUAGACCCCUACGGAGACAGAGACUUCCUCUGAAUCCAAUAUUUGGGCAUUAGCUAACCAUUUUCUUAAAUAUGAAGAUCUGUUGAGCUGCCUUUCCUAAUUGCAAGUAAGUAUUUGGCAUUACCAAAAAUAUUUACUUUGUACCCUGACUAAAAUUAUAACUUUUAAAAAAAUAGUUUGGGUCAAGAUGAACAAGGUUGGUGUUUCAGAACUACAUAGGAAACACUUUUUUUAAAAAAAGCUGGAAACACUAUUGUUUACUAACGAAAAUAAUUUACAUAGUACACAUUUUUAUGAUAUGCGUAUCAUAAAAAGUAUCAUUUGAUACAUAGCAGUAUACUUCGAGCAGUCACUUUAACCAAAUGUCAUUUGAUAUUCCUUCUAGGAUUUUUAUUCAGUAUAUAGUGCCAAAUUGUCUUUUUCCAAGUAUUGCCUGUUUUCCAAAUAUGGACUAGCACAAAUUUAUGGAUGCCAUGAUCCUACUUUUGAACUAAACUUUGUUUUCUUAUUUCACCAUUUCAAAUAUUCCAAUGCAACCACUUCUGCCAUUGAAGUUGUGGUUGUUUGUUCUAUCAAUUACAAAAGUCGCAAGCUGUGACGUUUAGAAAUAUAUUUUCGGCUCUUCUUCUGAGAUUAUUGGUUUUACAAAAGAAGAGCUCCUGUAUAUUUUACUCCUAUGUAAUCUGAGGGGAGAAAUAAGAGAAAAAGAACAGGAGGAUAUCGGUAUGCCACUCUGUUCUUCUAAUUCUGUGUUACUAAUUUUUAAAAAUGUCAUGAGUAGAAGAAAGCAGAAUGAAUUAUAAAUUAUUGGAAGUUUAUAUCUUUUGAGACAGUAAAUGAAUGUGAACUAAAUGUUAAAUAGAAUGUGUAUAUUUUUAGGUAACCUUACUAUAUAUACAAAGAGAGGGA
This is a messenger RNA of Pantherophis guttatus, 5155 nucleotides long. NCBI's taxonomy places the organism in Eukaryota, Metazoa, Chordata, Lepidosauria, Squamata, Colubridae. The record is from RefSeq and is a predicted model, not a curated record.